AUGCCGCAGGAGCGACUUUUUAGGGACAAAAAGGACGAGAAAGACGAGAAAGACAGCAGAGAGAGGCCAGAUUCCAGCAGACAGCGAGGUGGAGAUGGAGAUGGCGGAGACGGCGUUAUAUCUGGGGGCCAGCGAGCCCAGCUAGCUGCUUGGAGUGCGUGGUGCGAGAGUCUACAGGAACAGCGGCUUCGGCCCGGCUGA
Messenger RNA from Trichophyton benhamiae CBS 112371, 201 nucleotides. RefSeq lists its product as uncharacterized. The transcript has a single exon. The coding region runs from base 1 to 201 and encodes 66 amino acids. NCBI's taxonomy places the organism in Eukaryota, Fungi, Ascomycota, Eurotiomycetes, Onygenales, Arthrodermataceae. The record is from RefSeq and is a predicted model, not a curated record.